Molecule: messenger RNA, 1137 nt
Organism: Yamadazyma tenuis ATCC 10573
Lineage: Eukaryota; Fungi; Ascomycota; Pichiomycetes; Serinales; Debaryomycetaceae
Gene: PRS1
Product: ribose phosphate diphosphokinase subunit
Biological process (GO): 5-phosphoribose 1-diphosphate biosynthetic process; purine nucleotide biosynthetic process; ribonucleoside monophosphate biosynthetic process
Cellular component (GO): ribose phosphate diphosphokinase complex; cytoplasm
Molecular function (GO): ribose phosphate diphosphokinase activity; magnesium ion binding
Source: RefSeq, a predicted model, not a curated record
CCGGCCCUAUUAAACCCCCAGCUUUCACCCACAUUUGCAAAGAAUUUUUUUCAGCCAGUUGACCACAGCUGUUUCUUAAUUCCCUAGCACUUUGCAACAACCACCCUGGACUUAAUAUUUUUUGUUUUCGGCCCCCCACAAACAUGUCCACCAACUCGAUUAAAUUAUUAGCAAGUGAUGUUCACAAAGGUUUGGCAGAACUUGUUGCCAAACGUCUUGGGUUGAAGCUCACGCCCAGUGAAAUCAAAAGAGAUUCCACUGGGGAAGUGCAGUUUUCCAUAGGUGAAUCAGUCAGAGAUGAGGACCUUUUUGUCAUUUGUCAAAUAGGAUCGGGAGUGGUCAACGAUCGAGUGAUCGAACUAUUAAUUAUGAUUAACGCCUGUAAAACCGCUAGUGCACGUCGAAUCACUGUGAUAUUACCAAACUUCCCAUACGCCAGACAAGACAGAAAGGACAAAUCCAGAGCUCCCAUAACCGCCAAAUUGAUGGCAGAUAUGUUGACCACUGCCGGAUGUGAUCAUGUUAUCACCAUGGACUUGCAUGCUUCCCAGAUUCAAGGCUUUUUCGAUGUGCCGGUUGACAAUUUGUAUGCUGAACCAAGUGUGGUGAGAUAUAUCAAAGAAAAGAUCAUCUUCCAACAAGCUAUCAUUGUAUCACCAGAUGCGGGAGGUGCCAAAAGAGCUGCUGGUUUGGCCGAUAGAUUGGACUUGAACUUUGCUUUAAUCCACAAGGAAAGAGCCAGAGCAAACGAAGUGUCGAGAAUGGUAUUGGUUGGUGAUGUAACUGAUAAGAUUUGUAUAAUUGUGGAUGACAUGGCCGAUACUUGUGGAACCUUGGCCAAAGCUGCCGAAGUAUUAUUGGAUAACGGGGCAAAAGAGGUUAUCGCCAUUGUGACACAUGGGAUCUUAUCAGGUAAGGCGAUUGAGAACAUCAAUAACUCCAAGUUAGAGAGGGUUGUGUGUACCAAUACGGUACCUUUUGAAGAAAAACUCAAGUUGUGUUCUAAAUUAGAUACGAUCGACGUGUCAACUGUGAUUGCUGAGUCUAUCAGAAGAUUACACAACGGUGAAAGUAUCUCAUACUUGUUUAAAAACGCUCCUCUUUAAUAGUUUGUUUGGAAUGGAUUAUAUUUAUUUU